ACGAACAACCACAUAGAGCAAGAUUUCAGACGCUGGAGAAGAAAGAGCAGGCAAGUGAAAAGAAAAAGAAGAAUAAAAAAGAAGAAGAAGACCAGAGUCAGAGCCAACCAAUGCUGCGGCCGCCGACUGGGAGCUCGAGCACGCACGCGCUGUCCCGCCGCCAAGGUGCUGAAACGCACGCGUCGAGUCUUCCCCGCGUGACGUAGUGUGGCGGGCGGACGGUUUCGCCUGGACUGGAGCGCUGAGAGCUCCUUAUCUGACCUCGCGCUUUUGGGCGGGACCGAACACAGAGGGUUGCCACGCCUCCUGAGCGUCCCAUUCGAGGAGCUGGACCGAUACCUCGAGGUAAAUGUUGAGGACCCUGUCACCAUGUUGCCCAAAUCCAGAAGAGCUCUCACAAUUCAGGAAAUCGCAGCACUUGCUAGAUCCUCACUUCAUGGUAUCUCUCAGGUGGUGAAGGAUCACGUCACAAAGCCGACAGCGAUGGCGCAGGGACGUGUCGCUCACCUCAUUGAGUGGAAAGGAUGGUGCAAACCCACAGACGCUCCCAGCGCCCUUGAGUCCGACUUUAACUCCUACUCAGAUCUGUCUGAGGGCGAGCAGGAGGCCCGCUUCGCCGCUGGCGUGGCGGAACAGUUUGCCAUUGCCGAGGCCAAACUUCGCGCCUGGUCUUCAGUAGAUGGAGACGAGUCGAACGAUGAUUCAUAUGACGAGGACUUCCUGUCUGCUAACGAACCCACCACGCAGAGUACAGAUCUCUCUUCGUACCCUCAUUACCUGCGUGACCUCAUACACACUCGGGUCUGCGAGGCGAGGCUACGCGAGGCUGAAAGCGGCGUCGCAGUCGACCUUUCACCUCCGGCGGGGUUACCAGGGUCGCCACCGGACACGCUGGGGUCCAGCACGUACAGCCUGGACGAUACACUCCCACUGCUUCGCGACCUCGGUCGCUGUGGUGACGACCUCACCGCCAAGAUCCUGGGCGCGCUGCACGGCAGGGAGGACCUCCUUCUUUUGGCACGCCUCCAGCGAGCGGGGCAAAGGCGGGGCCAUUCGUUCUCUGAGACGUUCGAAGAGGACGAGGCACCUUGUAAAGACUGCAGGGGUGGGGCUUGGUGCACGUCAGAAUAUUUGGCACGGAGGAAAGUUUCAGACGUCGCUUCGUCCGGAGUGGUGUCGCUCGACGAGGAAGACGAAGAAGACGCAGAUGAGGAAGAGGAAGAGAGAGAGCAGUGAGCGUCUGCCAUUUAAUUUUGGCCACACCCAAAAUUUCAAAGUUUCUGUUUGGAAUGUUCGAUUCGGCAUGUUUGUUUUAGACUCCGCCCCUCGUCUUCGCCUACACGCAGCGGUCCGGUGUGGACUCUAGAUAUUUUUUUAAAGCGUCGCAACAAUCUUUUCUGCAGCGCGGUGGGAGAGAAAGAUGUUGAGGCUGGACUGGAGGUUACUACUUUAAAAACAUUCAAAGAAAAAGAGACGUUAAAAAAGGAAAAUGAAUUGAUGAAAAAUGUUGUAAAAAAAAAGAAAUGAAAGACUGAAAAUUCUUUUCUGCAUGUGUUGCAAGUUUGAAUGCCUGAACGCUCGGAUUUGCACCGUCCAGUCUCUUUUUGCACGGUUUUGUGAAUUAUGGCUGUCGUGUUUAGCUCCGCCCCUUUUCUCGUCUCAGGCCCCAUUGCAUUCUGGGGCGAGGUUGUGCAUCCACAGGGCAUGGCUGCUUGCUACAGAAACUCUUUAACGUAAUCCGCCAAACGAACGCCGCCACAAUCAGCGCCGAGAAAAAGCUGAAAUGUUGAAUGUUUGUUCUGUGACGGGAAAAAGUGUUUCACAUUGAGGCGUCAAAAACAACAUAGGGGUUUUUACCUGGACUAGUUUUAUAACCACUCAUUAUUAUUAUUAUUAUUAUUAUUAUAGAACCAGAGUGUUUUCUUUGUUAGCUUUUGGUCCUAAACUCCAGGCACAAUGUUAGGAAGCGAGUCGCGUCGUCUCCACCGCAGCAUUUGUGUCGAGGACGUUUCAGGGUUUGUGGGAAAGUCGUUCUAUUUUUGUACAUGUGAUUUUUCGCGACGUGUCCGUUAGCGCGUGAUGCCUCAGAAACGUUCUUCUCUCUUUUUCUUUUCCAGAAAAAACACUCGUUUCUUUAAUCGUUCUUCGCUUCAUUUCUUUCGAGAGGAACGAUGUGACCGUGCUCGAUCUGCCCUCUCACAGAGACAGCUCAUUUUUUUAUUCUCCAUAAAUGUCAAGUACUGUCUCUCUCUCGCUCUCACACACACACACACACACACACACACACACACACACACACACACUUAAACGGCUAAUUUUGUUUGCUGAUGGUCGUUCUGUCGUUGCCAUGACGAUCCACAGUUCCCUCCGACUGCAUUAGUCGGGCUGUCAGUCUGCCGCUUGGUUAAAUCUGAUUGGCUCUGGGGGAAGAUAAGACCCCGCCCACUUGUUUAGCUGUUGCUUUAAAAAUGACAGACGAGUGUGUACGCAUGUUGGACACUAACCCCACCUGUGUGUGUGUGUGUGUGUGUGUGUGUGUCUUUAUAACUAUCUACUACAAGACACUGUUUCAGAUGUCUCUCAACUCAACGUG
Molecule: messenger RNA, 2593 nt
Organism: Clarias gariepinus (North African catfish)
Lineage: Eukaryota; Metazoa; Chordata; Actinopteri; Siluriformes; Clariidae
Gene: fam131ab
Product: family with sequence similarity 131 member Ab
Exons: 6
Coding region: 370-1236 (288 amino acids)
Source: RefSeq, a predicted model, not a curated record